CCAAUGAUAAAGCCGUAUCCUCAUGGUCUCUGUAUAUAUUUGUAUCUUGGCCUCUCUGUCCUCCGUGUCCCUCAGGAGAGAGCAGCCGAUGACAGUAAAGAGGUGGAGGGUUUCCAGCAGCUUCUUUUGGCCAGAACACAGGAGUUCAUUGAGGAGAUCCUGUCCCCUCCUUUCGGAGGAAUGAUUGCCUUUGUGAAGGAGAGCGAGGCUUUGAUGGAGAAGGGACAGCUGGACAGGCUGAAGAAUGAUGAAGCCCGCAUCACCCAGCUGAUCAGGGGCUUCUCCAGCACCUGGAAGCAGUCUGUGGAAGCUCUCAGCCAGGACGUCAUGAGGUCCUUCAACAACUUCAAGAACGGCACCAGCAUCAUACAGGGGGCGCUGACUCAGCUUAUCCAGUACUAUCAUGGUUUCCACAAGGUCCUCUCGCAGCCCACUUUCCGCAGCCUGGCCGUUCGCUCAGAGCUCAUUAAUCUUCACCACCUCAUGGUCGAGGUCAAGAAGCACAAGCCCAACUUCUGAAUAGCAUUUUACUGGGGUGAAGCAGGUUAAAUAGAUUAAUGGAAAAGUGAAUACGUGUAUAUUAGUAUCCGUGGGAGAACCAGCAAUCCACAUCUGUAAUCCGCAAAUGGACUUUACCAGUGUGGAUCUCCAUUUCUCACCUAUGCAUCGUCAUGUUCUGUGUAUUUACUGUCCAUAAGAAAAAUCAUACAGUUCAUGGUGCACAGGAAUUAAAUGUCAUUCCAAGAAGGAAUGACAUUGUUUGAAUUGUGUGUGAUUUAGAAGGAACGGAGGAGUAUGAGAUGAGAUCAGGAGGAAAACUGGAAUGUUUUGUAUUUGUGGAUAUAAUUGGUAAUUUACUCACAAAAAGUAUGUAUUUUACUGUGCUUUAAUUGUGUUUUGAAAGAAAGUAGGGGAUGCCAUUGGUCAGCUGUUGCAUGGUCAUACAGUACUUGCACAUGUGCUGAGAGUUUUCCUGGAGCUGUGUUUCAUGGGGGUGUGGUGGUUAAAUUUCAGUGUGUCAUUGAAACAAUACAUAAUAAAGGCACUGAGGUGGGUUGGUGCCCCAUCUUGGGUUAUUACCUGCCAAGCGCCCUUGGCUUACAGGAUAGAUUCUGGACCCCCAGUAUGCAGGAUGGAUGGAUGGAUGGAUGGAUAAUAAAGACAUUCCAUUUA
This is a messenger RNA of Paramormyrops kingsleyae, 1173 nucleotides long. The record is from RefSeq and is a predicted model, not a curated record. NCBI's taxonomy places the organism in Eukaryota, Metazoa, Chordata, Actinopteri, Osteoglossiformes, Mormyridae.